UUUCCGCCCAUACAUUACUGUGAUUCAAGGUGAUAGGCCCGUUCAAAUUACCGAUGGUGUUUAAUCUAUUAAUAUUAAGACGAAUAUAAUAACAUGCAGGUCACAAUAUAUGAUAUACAGCGAUGCUGGUCUCGUUCUGUUAAAUAGGUUUCCACUACGGAAAGCAUAGCUAUUAUAUUAGUAGGAAAAAGCUUUGUGUAGGCGUUUGAUAAACCUGGUCUUUCCUUAGCACUGCAUACAUAGUGGAUGUAGAAAAACUCUCACUGACUCUGCAUAGACUUCAUACGUACAGUAUUCACUUAGUAGAACGCGUGUGGCCUGGAGGGGAAAUAUGGCUGAGUUGUGUGAAACUUCAAAUUCAAGCCGUGGAGGUACUUCUAAGAACAUAGUACAGCCGAAUUCGUUCGAUGAGUCCUCUGAUAGUGAGGGUGAAGAAGUUCGGCUUCAUAAAGCCUUUCACCGGCGAGUUUCUACCUCAAAACAAAUCAAACACAAGGCAUGUACGAAAGAGGGAUAUUUGUUAAAACAGACGUCUUCUUUCCAAAGGUGGCGACGGCGGUAUUUCAAGUUAAAAGGCAGAAAGUUAUUCUAUGCUAAGGAAAGCAACUCAGAAAUUUAUGAAGAGGUGGAGUUGGUAGAUGUCAGUGUGGCGGAGAGCAGCACCAAAAACCUUAAUAAUAGUUUCAGGGUGAUCAAUCCCUUUCGUACCUUACAUCUCAUAGCAGAUUCACGCAAAGACAUGGAGGAUUGGAUCAGUGCUAUUCGAUCAGCAAGUAACAAAGAUUUCUAUGAUUCCGGUAGUGAACACAUUGGAGAUAUGCUUUCUGGAAUGCAUAAUUGGUACGCUUGCUCCCAUGCCAGGCCCACUUAUUGCAACGUUUGCCGGGAAGCUCUUCCCGGUGUUACAUCACACGGCUUGUCCUGCGAAGUUUGCAAGCUUAAAGCUCAUAAACGGUGUGCAGUGCGUGCUGGGAACAAUUGCAAAUGGACGACCUUGGCAUCCAUAGGAAAAGAUAUAAUUGAGGAGGAUGAUGGUGGAUUAACAAUGCCUCAUCAAUGGUUGGAAGGAAAUCUGCCGGUGAGCGCGAAAUGUGCAGUGUGUGAUAAGACAUGCGGAAGUGUGCUGCGAUUACAGGACUCAAGAUGUUUAUGGUGCAAAGCAAUGGUGCAUGCAGUUUGUAAAACUCACUUUGCGAAAAAGUGCCCCCUAGGUCAGUGUAAAGUCUCCAUCAUCCCACCUAUCACUUUAAAUUGUAUCGACUCGGAUGGCUACUGGCAGGCCAGUAGGCACGGAUGCAACAGCCCCCUUUUGGUGUUCGUCAAUUCCAAGAGUGGAGAUAAUCAAGGGGUGAAGUUCCUGAGACGGUUUAAACAGCUUUUGAAUCCAGCUCAAGUGUUUGAUCUUAUGAAUAGCGGGCCUAGGCUAGGGCUUCGUCUAUUCAAAAAGUUUGACACAUUCCGAAUCUUAGUAUGUGGCGGUGACGGCAGUGUUGGUUGGGUGCUAACACAGAUUGACAAGAUGGACCUCCACAAACAGUGCCAAAUUGGCGUUCUACCUCUGGGUACAGGGAAUGAUCUGGCUCGUGUCCUUGGUUGGGGUACCAACUGUGAUGAUGACACUCUUUUACCAGCGAUGUUGGAGAAACUUGAGCACUCAGGUACCAAAAUGUUGGACAGAUGGAGCAUAUGGGUGAAUGAAACCGAUAACUCGGUAGCAAAUGAAAACGUAGAGGAACAAAAUGAGAGGACAGAGAACAUGACAGCGUAUGAAGACUCGGUGGCACUCCACCUCGCAAAAAUUCUACAAUCGGAGAAGAAUUCCGAAGUGAUCUCAUCUGCAAAAGUAUUAUGCAAGACAGUAAAAGACUUUCUAGAGAAGAUUGGAGAAUCUUACGAUUCAGGGACACAGUCCGGUGGCACGGAUACCAUGAAGGACAAGUGUGCAACUUUGCAACUGAAAUUGAACUCACUGCUUCAAACUUUAAACGAAGAGGCCCAGGCAACCCCAGUUCCACCCGGAAUGCCGGUCCCGGUGGUAGAGGCAAGCCAUGAUGGGGAUGUGGAGGGUGCAGAGGGCAACGACAAGCUGGAGAGAAUGCAGGGACCGGCAACGAAGGUGUUCAAACCAAGAGAUGCACUGAUGUCAAGAGCGAAUAGCCUAAAGAAGGCUGUCAGACAAAUAAUAGAACAAACAGAAAAAGCUGUGGAUGAACAAAAUGAACAGACUAAAGUGCAGGAGGAGAGAACGCGAAGAGUUCAUGGUAUGCUGCCCUCAACUUCAGCAUCAUCACAUUUUGAAGAUAUUAAAGAAAAGGAUGAUGCAAGCACUGAAAAGGAAAUAUUGGAAGAGGAUAAGGAAACAGGCAAGUUAGAGACGCAUAUGAAACGCUUUUCUGUGUAUACGUCAAAAGCUCGAGAACGAAAAAAAGAAAAGGAUUUCUCCUUGAAGCCCUAUCAGCAAUCAUGCCCAAUGAGACGCGUUAGCCAAGGCAGCACCUUCGCUACAUCCGUUACCGCCCCCGUCAACAUUGCCCAACGAUUUGGAAGCAUGGACAAUCUUGAGCUCCUUCCAGGUCUUGAUACUCUGUUUGGGCCAACACUUGGCAGAAGCAAUCCAAUGCUAAGCAAAACAGGCCUUGGUAGCAAUGCUCUUUGUGGUGGGUUAGUCAGCAAAGUGUUGUUAGCAAACGCUGAUGCACUGUGUGCAGCUGUAUCCCCACUAAUGGACCACAACCUGGAAUCUGUGUUUGGUUUACGCAAUGCUGCCCUUGGACUUUUCCCCCCUGCUGCCCAGAACUUAGAAGACAGAAUUGGGUAUACCGAGAAAUGUGUAAUGAAUAACUACUUCGGCAUUGGCCUUGAUGCAAAGAUUGCUCUGGAUUUCCACACCCGGAGAGAAGAGCAUCCGGAAAAAUGCAAGAGUAGAACCAAAAAUAUGAUGUGGUAUGGGAUGCUAGGUGGCAAGGAACUGCUUCAUCGGACAUAUCGUAACCUGGAGCAAAAGGUACAAUUAGAAUGUGACGGAUACAGGAUUCCUCUACCCAGCCUGCAAGGCAUUGUGGUCCUCAACAUACCUAGCUACAUGGGCGGGGCUAACUUUUGGGGAGGCAGUAAAGAGGAUGAGACAUUUGCAGCACCAUCAUUUGAUGACCGAAUCUUGGAGGUAGUUGCUGUCUUUGGCGGGAUGCAGAUGGCCGUGUCCAAACUCAUAACUUUGCAGCAUCACCGCAUAGCUCAAUGCCGUGUUGUUAAGGUGACGAUCCUUGGCGAUGAGCCUGUCCCGGUCCAAGUUGACGGUGAGGCGUGGAUGCAGAGUCCUGGCUACAUGAAGAUUAUCCACAAGAACCGAGCUCAUAUGCUGGUCAGAGAUAAGGUUUUUGAAAGUACAUUGAAAUCUUGGACUGACAAGCAGCGGUUGGAGCAGCAGCUGCAGGACUUUGAGAUGGGCAACGUGAAGCAGUUCUGUGAAAUGUCAGCUGGUCUCAUUCGAAGUGUUCAGGUUCUGUGUAUGAGUCAUGCAAGUAUUGAUGAUGAGCUAAUGGGGUUUGUAAACUCAGCAUCAGCAGCACUCGACAAACUCUACCCAUCAGGAAAAUUAUUAGAGGGACCAAGUAGAAGAAGUGUCAUUGAUCUUGUAAAUAGUGUGAAAUUGCUGCACAAUGAAACUAGCAUCUUCUUGGCUAGAAAAGCUUACUCAUUGCAAUUACAAGAAGAGAGCAUCGCCAACGUGUACAAGUCUUUGAAUUGCGUGGACAACGAACUCCGACACAUCUCCAGAGUUGAACCUCAUGUUAAAAGUCAAGAAGAGGAGAACCCAGCAUCAAUUUCCAAGAGGUCAAAAGGUCGUUUCCGUAUGCCUGCUAGAUUUAAGAAUCGUUCUCGUAAUAAGGACACCAAACCUGGAAUGUUGCCAGCCUAUUUAGGCAUCCAACAAUGGAGUGCUGAGGAGGUUGGCAAUUGGCUGACUAGUAUGUCGCUCUCCGAGUACAAGGAUGCUUUUAUCCGACAUGACAUCCGAGGAGCUGAGCUUCUCCAUCUGGAAAGACGAGAUCUAAAGGAUCUUGGUGUGAGUAAAGUCGGACAUAUCAAAAGAAUACUACAGGCAAUUAAGGACAUGAAUACAAAACAUUUGGACCAGAAUACAUUUCACCAAGCAGCAGGGACCAGCUCAACAACUCAACCACCUUCACAUUAAACGAAUCAUUGAGCAUCAUUAAAAUUUUACUUCUGAGAAGUACCAAAACAAUGACAUUGCAGAGCAGACAAAAUGGUUAUGGAUAAACUGGACAAAGCCUGGGAUUGAAGUUAACUUUUCCAAGUUCAAAAUGUCAUGUGGAAAGGUAAAAGCAGAACAUGUAUCUUGUAUAUAUAUUCAUUUGGAACUUUUUAAUUGUUAUAUUUGGUGUUGAUAGAAACUUAAAUAUAGAAUACAGAUAUUUUUCUGGUUGUGGUUAAUUUUUAUAAGUUUAUAUGCUUUGUGCAAUCAUAAUAUGUUAAUAAUUUAUUUUUUUUAAUAUAAUGUUUUUUUUUCAUUUACUAUGAAAAAUGAAUAUCACUAUAUUUAUUAUUUAUUUAAACAAUAAUUAUUAUAUCUAAUGGUUCAUAUAUUUUUUCAUGAAAUGAAAAUUUAUACAGUAAUACAUUUCAGGGACUUGUUAACUAUAACAUGUGACAAUUAACUCGACCAAUCAGAUAUGUGGGAUUCCAUUCAACUUGACCAAUCAGAUACAUCAGAUUCACAAAUAAAACAAUCAGGUCGAACACAGGAAAUAUUGAUUUAAUUAUCCUUGAAAAUUAUUUGAAAUAAUAUAUUAAUAUAAUAAUUAAACUAUAUUUCUUAAAUUAUGAAUUUUAUAUUUCUAUAAUUGUAAACUUAUGGGAUCAAUAAUCUUUUAGUUGUGUGCAUACACUACAUAAACUUUUAUAUGAAAUCAGAAGAUAGUACUUUGAUAGCGAGGAGGUGUAGAACUUUAAUGGAAUGAGGAAGAAGAAAAAAAAAAUCUGAGAGAAUGAAAAAACUAUACAUAUUGGGGUAAUAAAAAUGUAAUUUUGAGAGGAGUGGAAAGUAUUUUGGGAACAAAUUUAGAAGUUUUUCCAUGGAUUAAUUUUUUUCUAUGUGCAAUUCUAAGGCUUUGCUUUGCGAUAUCAAAAUGCUGCACCUACAACUGCACAUAUUUUUGUUGUGUAAUAGACUGCCCUCUAUCAGAAACUGAGAAACUAUGUCAUGUUAGUUUAAAUCAAGCACCAUAGGCAUAUGGAGCUGUGGUCAUGGGUGUGCACUUGCUCAACCCAGACAUUCCCACCCACACCAGGCUUACCUUACACACCCCAUCCUAGACAUCUGCUUCCCAGAUACUCUCACCCAGACAUCCCCAUCUCAAAUUAUCUCCACAUACAUCCGCACUCUACUCAUCCACACAUCUCCACUUCACACAUCCAAAGAGA
Messenger RNA from Anneissia japonica, 5445 nucleotides. RefSeq names its product diacylglycerol kinase delta-like. The coding region runs from base 332 to 4195 and encodes 1287 amino acids. Gene Ontology annotation, biological process: intracellular signal transduction; lipid phosphorylation; diacylglycerol metabolic process. The transcript has 29 exons. NCBI's taxonomy places the organism in Eukaryota, Metazoa, Echinodermata, Crinoidea, Comatulida, Comatulidae. The record is from RefSeq and is a predicted model, not a curated record. Gene Ontology annotation, molecular function: ATP-dependent diacylglycerol kinase activity; protein binding.